Molecule: messenger RNA, 792 nt
Organism: Physella acuta
Lineage: Eukaryota; Metazoa; Mollusca; Gastropoda; Physidae
Source: RefSeq, a predicted model, not a curated record
AUGGAUGAGGUAUGCUAUGGAGGAGGUAUGCUAUGCAGGAGGUAUGCUAUGGAGGAGGUAUGCUAUGCAGGAGGUAUGCUAUGGAAGAGGUAUGCUAUGGAGGAGGUAUGCUAUGGAGGGGGUAUGCUAUGGAGGAGGUAUGCUAUGGAGGAGGUAUGCUAUAAAAGAGAUAUGCUAUGGAGGAGGUAUGCUAUGGAGGAGGUAUGCUAUGGAGGAGGUAUGAUAUGGAGGAGGUAUGCUAUGGAGGGGGUAUGCUAUGGAGGAGGUAUGCUAUGGAGGAGGUAUGCUAUAAAAGAGAUAUGCUAUGGAGGAGGUAUGCUAUGGAGGAGGUAUGCUAUGGAGGAAGUAUGCUAUGGAGGGGGUAUGCUAUGGAGGAAGUAUGCUAUGGAAGAGGUAUGCUAUGGAGGAGGUAUGCUAUGGAGGAGGUAUGCUAUGGAGGAAGUAUGCUAUAAAAGAGAUAUGCUAUGGAGGAGGUAUGCUAUGCAGGAGGUAUGCUAUGGAGGAGGUAUGCUAUGCAGGAGGUAUGCUAUGGAAGAGGUAUGCUAUGGAAGAGGUAUGCUAUGGAGGGGGUAUGCUAUAAAAGAGGUAUGCUAUGGAGGAGGUAUGCUAUGGAGGGGGUAUGCUAUGGAGGAAGUAUGCUAUGGAAGAGGUAUGCUAUGGAGGAGGUAUGCUAUGGAGGAGGUACGCUAUGGGGGAGGUAUGCUAUGGAGGAGGUACGCUAUGGAGGAGGUAUGCUAUGGAAGAGGUAUGCUAUGGAGGAGGUAUGCUAUGGAGGAGGUACGCUAUGGAUGA